AUGGCGGACGCCGCAUUCAAGCCGGAGAAGGACUUCUCCAAGGAGGCCGACAAGCUCAUCCCCGAGGCGGAGAAGCUUGCCAAGUCAGACAUCCAAGGCGCAAUCGAGAAGCUGAGCGUGUUGGAAAAGCAGGCCCGCCAGGCAUCAGAUCUCGCAACUACAUCACGAGUUCUCGUCGCCAUCGUCACGAUAUGCAAAGAUGAGGGUGACUGGAGCUUACUCAACGAUCAAGUCUUGGUUCUGUCCAAGAAGCACAGCCAGCUGAAGCAGGCCAUCACCAAGAUGGUCCAGACGGUUGUGUCAUUCCUAGACUCCACGCCAAACCUCGAGACGAAGCUGUCCGUCAUCGAGACGCUGCGGACCGUCACUGAGGGCAAGAUCUUUGUCGAGGUGGAGCGCGCGCGCGUCACCAAGAUCCUUUCCGACAUCAACAAGGAGCAGGGCGACCUCAAGGCUGCCACCGACAUUCUGUGCGAGUUGCAGGUUGAAACCUUUGGAUCGAUGGAGCGUCGGGAGAAAACACAGUUCCUCCUUGACCAGGUCGCAUUGUGCAUCGAGAGCGGAGACUGGACGCAGGCCGGCAUCCUGAGCCGCAAGAUCAGCACCAAAUACCUGGCGCGCAAGCCCAAGAAGACACCCGAGCAGCUGGAGAAAGAGAAGCAGGAACGGGAGAAGAAGGCAAAGAAGGGCGAUGUCGUGCCCGAGGUUGAGGAGGAUGAUACCACCGACCUGAAGUUGCGAUACUACGAGCAGCAGGUCAUACUGUCCCAGCACGAGGACAAGUACCUCGACGUCUGCAAGCACUACAGGCAAGUCCUGGACACGGAGGCUGUCGAGGAGGACCCGGCCAAGCUUCGAGCUGUUCUUCAACGAGUCAUCUACUUUAUCAUACUCGCUCCCCACGACAACGAGCAGCAUGACCUCCUUCACCGUAUUCACCGAGACGCACGCAACAGCCAGAUACCGCUGGAUGCGGAACUACUCAAGCUCUUUACUGUGCACGAGCUUAUGCGCUGGCCAGAGGUCGCCAAGACGUUCGGCCCCCAUCUCUGCUCAACAGACGUCUUUUCCAACCAGCCCCCUCCAUCCGCAUCUUCCAACGCGACUCCUUCAGCAGCCACCGACAAGGUGGUUAAGCCUUACAAGCGGUGGGAGGACCUUCGUAAACGCGUGAUCGAGCAUAAUGUGCGCGUUAUCGCCCGUUAUUAUACGCGCAUCAGAAUGGACCGCCUGACGGAGCUGUUGGAUUUGGCCGAGGAGGAGACGGAAAAGUACAUCAGCGACCUCGUCACCUCCAAGACGGUAUACGCAAAAAUCGACAGGCCGGCGCGUAUCGUCAACUUCGCCAAGCCACGUGAUGCGGAUGACGUCUUGAAUGAGUGGAGCAGCAAUAUGAAAUCGCUACUUGGUCUGUUGGAGCGCAUCGAUCACCUGAUCACCAAGGAGGAGAUGAUGGCGAACAUUCAACCCGGCGCCAAGGGCAAGGGCAAGGGAGAGAAGGCGCCGAGCACACGAGUAAAAUAA
This is a messenger RNA of Pyricularia pennisetigena, 1524 nucleotides long. RefSeq lists its product as uncharacterized. The record is from RefSeq and is a predicted model, not a curated record. Gene Ontology annotation, cellular component: nuclear proteasome complex; proteasome regulatory particle, lid subcomplex; cytoplasm. The transcript has 3 exons. The coding region runs from base 1 to 1524 and encodes 507 amino acids. NCBI's taxonomy places the organism in Eukaryota, Fungi, Ascomycota, Sordariomycetes, Magnaporthales, Pyriculariaceae.